AUGCCAUCCCUAUACAUCUGGAGCAGCGCCUCCGGCUCAGCCGAGACACUCCCCUCAUACGAUGGGGAUGUCGUGCUACCCACAUACGAGCGAUAUCCCGCGUCACAAAGAUGGCUAGGCACCAGCAGGCUCCGCUCAGUAUUAUGGAGGCAGCAAGAGCGCGAUCUGGAGCUGGGCAACAUCGAGCGCGAGGACGACACCAUCUCGACGCCCGCGAAUAUAUACGAGCCGUCAUACCUCCCGCCACGGUAUGACUGGAUCUACCCACGCCAUCCAGUCCCGGCUCCACCACCAUCACCAGCACCACGAGUGCCUCCAACGCCAGCAGCACCCGCACCGAUAGUCUUCGCGGACGAGUUGGGCAACUUCAGGCCGGUUCGACGUGAGAGAACUAACGAGGAGGGUAUAACUGACAUGCCCCCUUUGCGACGUUUUUCGGGUCGUCGACAGUCUCGUUUGAGCAGACGGCCUCGUUUCAGCAGGGAGAACCGCAAGGGCAUCGCUGCUAUUGUGAUUGUGAUUUUAUCUGUAGUGGUUAUGAUUUUUUACGAGGUGUUUUAUAAGCGAGAUAUCCAACAGCCGGCGCAAGGGGAAUGGUUCAAAAAAUGGUAAUCUUAAUUCAAACGCCAUAUGAAUCUCGCAUCCAAGGGAAGUAUCCAGAAGUCAGAACG
Messenger RNA from Boeremia exigua, 671 nucleotides. RefSeq lists its product as uncharacterized. The coding region runs from base 1 to 612 and encodes 203 amino acids. NCBI's taxonomy places the organism in Eukaryota, Fungi, Ascomycota, Dothideomycetes, Pleosporales, Didymellaceae. The record is from RefSeq and is a predicted model, not a curated record. The transcript has a single exon.